GCAUCUUGGAUUCAAAUUCCAUUAAAAUAUUUGUUAACGCAGAUUAACGCUACAAAACGAAAUCAUAAUCAAUCGAUUCACUUUUUUCUUUUUUAUCGAUUAUACUUUUUUACUCAUUACUAUAGUUGACAUCCUUGGUUACCAUGGAAACAGACAUGCUGUUUGAGCGGCCGUAAACAAAUGAAACUCAACUUGCAGAAUUCAAAUGUGCCGACGUCUAUUUAGUUAUAUUGACAAAAUACCCAGAUUUGAUUAAAAAAUAGCAAAUGUAUAAUGGGAUUUGUGAAAUAUUAUUGCUGUUUUUUACAAUUUGAUUUUACAGUCACCGCGUAACUAUUUGACUUGAAAAGAAGUACUGAUGUCACAAAAUCAAGGUAAGAAGGACGACAGGAAAAAAGAUGUGGGCCAAAAACCAGUUCAAAAGAAGAGUCCCGAUAAGAAUAUGUCGGAGAUUGACGAACACAUACUUAAAAGGUUUGAAAUUAAAAAGAGGCUUGGAAAAGGCGCUUACGGAAUUGUUUGGAAGGCUGUUGAUAAAAAGUCGAAGGAUGUGGUAGCGAUUAAGAAGAUAUUCGACGCUUUCCGGAACCAGACCGAUGCUCAGAGGACGUUCAGGGAGAUUAUCUUUCUCCAAUCGUUCCGAAACCAUCCUAACAUUGUGAAGCUGCAUAGUAUACACAGAGCGCUGAACAACCGCGACAUUUACCUAGGCUUCGAGUACAUGGAGACUGAUUUGCACAACGUCAUCAAACGCGGGAACAUACUCAAGGACAUACAUAAGCGGUACAUUAUGUACCAGAUGCUGAAGGCGACUAAGUAUAUACAUUCUGGUAAUGUUAUACAUAGGGAUCAGAAGCCUAGUAAUGUGCUUAUUGAUAGCGCUUGCAGGGUGAAGCUAGCAGACUUUGGGCUAGCUCGGUCUGUGUCGAGCCUGUAUUCGGGCGGCGAGGAGGGAGCGGACCCCUGUCUCACCGACUAUGUGGCGACCCGAUGGUACCGCGCCCCUGAAAUACUCAUCGCUAGCAAGAAUUAUACCAAAGGCAUAGACAUGUGGUCUCUGGGCUGUAUUCUAGGCGAGAUGCUGACGGGCAAGCCAUUGUUCCCCGGGACUUCCACGGUCAACCAGGUCGAGAGGAUCAUGUCGGCUUUGCCUAGGCCUUCUGCUGAGGAUAUAGCGAUAGUAUGUAGCGGGUACGGGUCGUCCCUGAUCCGGGAGCAGGCAGGGAACCCGAACGGGGGAGCUUCGCUGACAUCCCUGCUGUCGUGUGCCCCUCGGGAUGCGGCUGACUUGGUACAACGGCUGUUGGUCUUCAACCCUGCUAAGAGGCUGAGCGCUGAAAAGGCUUUGGACCAUGAGUAUGUGGGCAAAUUUCACCGCGAACGUGAUGAACCAACGUUAUUAUCCGACGUCCUCCUACCGUUGAGAGAUGACAAGCAAAUGUCGGUGGAUGACUACAGGAACAAAUUGUACAGCAUCAUGGCUAAAGGAUCCCAAGCGUUUAGUGGACAGACUAGGAAGACUCAUUCGAGCAACAAAACCCAUCCUCUACCUACAACAACAACCAAAAGCAGCAAGUCCUUCCACGAAUCGGAACUGUCCAAAUCCUACGUGAAGACCAAACUGUUGAGCUCAUCAGCCGACCAGAAAGCGCGACCAAAACCGCGACCUCACCUAGAAAGGCCCAUAAAAGAACAUAGAUCCGACCAGAGUGUCACCAAACCUCUAAGGGCGACCAAACUUUUUGAACAUAGACACGAAUGGGUCGAAAAUACGAACUGUCAUGGCGAUUAUUUCCAGCCAGUGACAAGACAGAGUCCUUCAGAGACAGGGUUUAUGAGUGGUGGCAAAAAGUCCACAUUGCAACAUAGGAGGAAUUCGACCUCUUUUUCCACAGUUACUAUAGGUGGGGACGCGGAUUACGGUGGCUGUUUGGGCAAGCAGAGGCACGGAGUUAUCACGGCCAGUGCUCUGAUGGAUUUGAGAACUAGCAUACGGUAGGUAAGCGAUCAAAGCUUAGUGCUUGCGAAUCUCUGAAACUUGUAUUUUUAUGGUUGAUGCUCGACUGCGGUGGUGACGUCAUCUGAUAUUGUAGACAAAAAAGCUAAAAGUUAGAGGGCUUUAUUACAGGUGUUUAUGAAAAGUAAAAGGCUAGGUUUACAGUCAAAUGGAAAAGUAGUAUGUUUUCGUUUUCUCUAAUAA
Molecule: messenger RNA, 2200 nt
Organism: Helicoverpa armigera (cotton bollworm)
Lineage: Eukaryota; Metazoa; Arthropoda; Insecta; Lepidoptera; Noctuidae
Gene: Erk7
Product: mitogen-activated protein kinase 15
Exons: 8
Coding region: 359-1999 (546 amino acids)
Biological process (GO): intracellular signal transduction; protein phosphorylation
Cellular component (GO): nucleus; cytoplasm
Molecular function (GO): ATP binding; MAP kinase activity
Source: RefSeq, a predicted model, not a curated record